GGGCUGUGGGGGGCUGAAAGGGGAGUUCUGUCCACCAGGCUGGGUGCCCCACCCCUCCUGACUCCUCACGCUGCUCCCUUUCUGUUUCCCUUACAGUGAAGGAGUUCCUGGCCAAAGCCAAAGAAGACUUCCUCAAGAAAUGGGAGAACCCCUCCCAGAACACGGCCAGCUUGGAUCAGUUUGAUCGAAUCAAGACCCUGGGCACAGGCUCAUUUGGGAGGGUGAUGCUGGUGAAAGACAAAGAGACCGGGAAUCACUAUGCCAUGAAGAUCCUGGAUAAACAGAAGGUAGUGAAGCUCAAACAAAUUGAGCACACCCUCAAUGAAAAACGGAUACUCCAGGCCAUCAACUUUCCAUUACUCAUCAAACUGGAGUAUUCUUUCAAAGAUAACUCCAAUCUGUACAUGGUAAUGGAAUACAUCCCGGGCGGGGAGAUGUUCUCCCACCUACGGCGGAUUGGGAGGUUCAGUGAACCUCACGCCCGGUUCUAUGCUGCUCAGAUCGUCCUGACCUUUGAGUAUCUGCACGCGCUGGAUCUCAUCUACCGAGACCUGAAGCCAGAGAAUCUCCUGAUAGACCAGCAGGGCUACAUCGAGGUGACGGAUUUUGGUUUUGCCAAGCGGGUGAAAGGCCGAACCUGGACUCUGUGUGGGACCCCGGAAUACCUGGCCCCCGAGAUCAUCCUCAGCAAGGGUUAUAACAAGGCUGUGGACUGGUGGGCCCUCGGCGUCCUCAUCUACGAGAUGGCAGCUGGUUACCCCCCAUUCUUCGCGGACCAGCCCAUUCAGAUCUAUGAGAAGAUCGUCUCUGGCAAGGUCCGAUUCCCGUCUCACUUCAGCUCAGACCUGAAGGACCUGCUCCGGAACCUGCUGCAGGUGGACCUCACCAAACGCUUUGGCAACCUCAAGAACGGGGUCAACGACAUCAAGAACCACAAGUGGUUUGCUACCACCGACUGGAUCGCCAUCUACCAGAGGAAGGUAGGAGGGUGAGGGCGGCGGGCAGAG
Trachemys scripta elegans is the source of this 1007-nucleotide messenger RNA. RefSeq names its product cAMP-dependent protein kinase catalytic subunit alpha-like. NCBI's taxonomy places the organism in Eukaryota, Metazoa, Chordata, Testudines, Emydidae. Gene Ontology annotation, biological process: peptidyl-serine phosphorylation. Gene Ontology annotation, cellular component: nucleus; cAMP-dependent protein kinase complex. Gene Ontology annotation, molecular function: protein kinase A regulatory subunit binding; ATP binding; cAMP-dependent protein kinase activity. The record is from RefSeq and is a predicted model, not a curated record. Bases 225 to 992 code for a protein of 255 amino acids. The transcript has 8 exons.